Molecule: messenger RNA, 3242 nt
Organism: Ixodes scapularis (black-legged tick)
Lineage: Eukaryota; Metazoa; Arthropoda; Arachnida; Ixodida; Ixodidae
Product: complement factor B
Exons: 18
Coding region: 100-3087 (995 amino acids)
Biological process (GO): proteolysis; complement activation
Cellular component (GO): extracellular region
Molecular function (GO): serine-type endopeptidase activity
Source: RefSeq, a predicted model, not a curated record
UCUUGGCGACGCUGCUUGUCAGAGGCCAAAAGCCAGAUAAGCGUAGAGCUCCGGCGACAAUUCACCCAGAAGACGCGUGCGACGAGGAAGGACGAAGCCAUGCAAGCAGGUUGUUGUAAAGCGCUGGGAGUCUUCCUUGCCCUCCAGUUCCUUUCUUCAGCUGCCAGCUCUCCGCUGGAUUGCCCGGAUGUUCCCGUCAUCUCUAACGGAAGCUACUUCGUCCUGCGGGACAGCAGCACGGGCGAAGGACCGAUAGUGCGCUAUGCGUGCGAAGAAGGCUUCUUUCUGGAGGGCGAUCAAGACCUGACCUGCGUUCUCAGGAACGGAUCCUUCCAAUGGAUACCCGAUCCUCCGAUGUGCCAAGAGGAGCUGGACUGCCCAAACCUGGGGACGCUGAAGCACGGCUACAUCGAACACGACGGCUGUUGCGCUCCCGGCGACGUGGUGGAGUUCUUCUGUGACGAAGACUUCGAGCUGGAGGGCGCCGCUAGUGCCACCUGCCAGUACAACGGGUUCUGGAGUGAGCCGAAGCCCACCUGCAGGAGCAUCUUCUGUCCGGAUCCUGGGGUGUCUGCAAAAGGCAACAAGCUGGCAGUUCUGGCGAACGAAGUCUACGAGGGCCGCUGCUGUCCUCGGGAAACACUGAUGCUCUUCGAAUGCCAUGAGGGCUACGAUUUGAUUGGAGAGCAAAUCUUAAGGUGCGGCGCCGACUCCCUCUGGUCAUCGCCGCGACCACUGUGCAAACCGGCCAUUGCCUGCGAGGGAUUCCUAGUGGACCACGGUACAGUGUCUGGAGCCAAAUCGGAAGGGGACUACUACGGCCUGGGGGACGACGUGUUCGUUUCUUGCGACGACGGCUACCGAGUCGAGGGCUCUGACAUCCUGUUCUGCGAGGAAAAUGGUGAAUGGGACGCAGACCCCCCACAGUGCGUCGCGUACAACUGCACCCGGCGUGACUUUGGACCUCACGUAGUUGUACCGGAAUUCCGAGCUACGAAUGCCACGUCUUUCUCCGUGGGGACUACGGUGUACUUCAAGUGCGAGGAGGGCUACGUGUUGGACGGUCCUUCGAGCACCACCUGCAAGAGCGGAGGCUGGUUCGGCCGCCCGCCCAAAUGCCACUUGAUUCAAUGCGGUGCGCUGGUGGCCCCCGACAACGGCUGGAUGACGGGCAGCUCCACCGCGGUGGGAUCGACGGUGUCCUUCCACUGCUUCCAAGGCUACCGCCUACUAGGUUCUCCGGAGCGCCAGUGCUUCAGCGACGGUCAGUGGGGAGGCGACGUGGCCCGCUGCGUUUCGGAGGCAUCGAUUAGCGAGAAAAGCUUCUGCCUCGAUCCAGGGGCUCCUGACAACGGCAUCAAGCUGGAAAACAACUACAAAGUAGGAAACAACGUGAGCUUCGCUUGCAGACCGGGAUUUCAACUCCGCGGAGAACAAAGCAUCAGGUGCAACUAUGACGGAAAGUGGUCCGCGCCACCGCCGCUUUGCAUAGGCAGGUUCUACUUCGACAAGCCUCGGAGCGUUGAGGAAAGCUUGAGGAACCAGCUGACGCGCCUUGCCGAGGAAUCCGCCAAGUUGAACAAGAACGACGAACAGCUGGAGAGAUCGAUCAACGUGAACGAGCGAGGUGUUCGUCACAUCGUGUACUUCGCAUUUGACGCCUCUGCGAGCAUUGGGCUCAACAACCUCAAGACUGGAAUUGGACUGGCAAAGGCGAUCACCAGAAAGAUUAACGUCACUGAUGAUGGACACCGCGUGGGCGCCGUUCGGUUCAACAACACGGCGAAGCUCAUGCUCAGCCCAAUGAAUGUCAAAUCUACGGACGCUGCUCUGCUCGCAUUGGACGCCGUGGCAACGGAGAAGACAGCCGGCGGUACGGCGAUCAGAGAGGCCGUCAAGGCCAUAACGACUAGCUUGGAGAUCGUGGACCGUCAUUUGAAAAAGGACGGAUUUAAACUCAAGUUCAGCAUCUUUUUUAUCACUGACGGCAAGGCAAACUUGGGUGGCAGUCCUGCCAAAGAUGUCGAGAAUCUUCGGAAACGUCACUAUGCAGAUAUUUACUGCAUUGGACUCACCGGUAGCCCUGAUCACAGUGCGCUCAAACAACUUGCGACGGAUACGGAUCAUGUGUUCAUCUUGCGAAAUUACGCUGUAAUGCAGUGGUUGGCUGACCACUUAACCAACGGCACCACAGACUAUUCGGUGUGUGGCCGGAGCAGCAAGCACACGGCCGAGACAGGACUGGAGAUCCCAGAUGAUAGCCCUCAGGCCCGCAUCUACGGAGGUGAACAGGCCGUUGACUCCUGGCCCUGGAUGGUCGAGAUGCGAGCAGCCGCCGACGAAGAGUUCUUUUGUGGUGCGACCAUCAUCUCUUCUCAAUGGCUUCUAACGGCUGCCCAUUGCCUCUUCGUGCGCCAAGGCGACGGCUAUCGCAAGAAGAGCGUGAACGAGUUUAAACUUCGUCUCGGACUCACGGAUAGAAAGAAUACGAGCCAUGAACAAGAAGUAUUCGUUGAAGAAAUUAUUCGACACGACGGCUACAUUGAAGCAACUAAGCAGAAUGACAUAGCGCUUUUGCGCCUGAACCAGACUAUCACUUUCAACGAGUUUGCGAGACCAAUUUGUUUGCCUCCAUCUUACGACCGCCUGUCGCAGCGGCUGCCCUUCUACAUUGUGAACCAGACCGCUUUUGUGAUUGGCUGGGGCAUUGAGCAGCAAAAAAGGCCAGUUUUUCGGCUGAAACAACUCAAGUUACGCAUUCAGACGCAGGAAACUUGCCGGAAGGCGUUUGAAAACUCUACAUACGACGACUUCAUGAUGUGCGCAAAGUAUGCUGAAGCCAGGGGAGACGCCUGCAAAGGAGACAGUGGGGGCCCCCUCAUGCAGGGCGUCGUCGACGAUGAGACCGUGUGGACCCAAGUGGGAGUCGUCAGUUGGGGCGACCCCAAGUGCAGCGAAGGGAAACCAGGCGUCUACACUAACGUGGCCAAAUACGUUCCCUGGAUCAAUGAAGUUAUGAGCAGAGCCCGCAAUGUCAGCGAUGCAGCUCAGCCGCCUCUGCCCAGCGCAGACGAUAAAAAGGCAUAGCUGCUUACAGCGUGCGUAACUUGUGAAACAAGCCGGAAGCAAUUAGCAAUGCCAAAAAACGAGCGCCAAAUCCGUGUCUUUUUUUUUUCGUUUAAAUUUACAUUUAUUUUUAAAAAAGAUUCAAUUGGGAUUUGUAAUAAAAGUACUCUGUUCAA